Amoebophrya sp. A25 is the source of this 3867-nucleotide messenger RNA. Lineage: Eukaryota; Dinophyceae; Syndiniales; Amoebophryaceae. The record is from the annotation of a GenBank genome assembly.
UCCUCUGCAGUCGACUGGGGGGCCGUCUCUGGGUUGCCGAUCCGAGUUCUGGGCAAGUUCGCGCAACACUACGAUUUCCGGUUGAGGAUCGACAAGCCUGGGGCUACGUUGCCGCCUCAAGCGCACAUCUAGCGUCGUGGCUGCCGCAGUCGUCUCGCCUGGUUACCUACUGCCGGCACACCUUCGGUCCAACUUUCAGGUUUUUACCCGAUGAGGCGCUGGGAGAGCGAAUUCUCGCAGUGGAUGUCACAGAUGAGACGCAUGUGACUGAAGUCAAAGCCGAUGAAUUUCAGGGCGGCAGAAAUAGACAAGUGUUAAAUUUGACUCGCGUGCUGAUUGUUACCAGUGUCGCCGUUCGGGUUUUUCUUUUGUCGGCGUCUCCCCAAGCUGACGCGCGGGAGCCUCUUUUCAGAUCAAACGUUCUUUCGAGGCCUCCGGUCGGCUGGAGACUCGCUUGCUGUGCUGCAGAUAUGGUGACGAACUGGCGAGCUUUCGCUGGAAGAGCAUUUUCGCGUCAUGACCUGGAGAGUCUCAUCGCUUUUUUCAGAACAGGUGACGAGCAUAAAAAGGCGCCAAAAAGUUUUCGCGACUACGUAGAUAGCUUGGGAGCGGCACCACUUCCGCGACCGCUGACAGACUUUCCUCAGCUGGGAAGCGAUUUUUUCUCGGCGAGAAGCGAAAAACCAGGGUUAUCAACAUCAAGUCCUCCACCAAUGCUGGCGAUCGUUCCCGUUCGUGUCGACUUCGAGGACUCGCGGAUGAGGACCGUGCCGAAGCUGGAGGCCUCGGUAGACUUCUGUGCCGGCUUUGAGGCACACAGAAGACCCCACCAGUUCUCUGACGACUUUGUAACUUUUGAUCUGUACCAAAAACUACAGCAAGGAGCAGCUGCGCGUGACCCUUGCGAGUCGCCACAGGAAGAGAAGAAAAAUAGCAGUCAACAGGUGACGAAUUCGGUAGGGCGUCAUGAUGAACACGACCUGAAGCUUCCGGUAGUAUCAAAGAACAACGCAAGUGCAACGACCACCAGCAGCUUUUCUGAAUUAGAUCAUGUUUUUGGUACUAGCACGUCUCCGACCACGCAAGGUGAGGGUAUUUCGUCUUUACAGUUGGGUCACGCGAGUGGAGGUGGCCAGGGUGAGGAGUUGCCGCCUUCACUGGAUCCAGACCGACUGCCACCACUGCCGGCUUUUGUCGGGCUCGCCUCGAUGAUGGCGCCUCCACUUCUGACUCUGCCUGUCUAUGCCUUGACCCAAGGAGACACGGUGUGGGAGGCAUCAAAGGAGGUGUGUCACUGGGCCGACGCAGCAUGGGCCUUCCUUCUAUUGUUCGACAAACAAAGUACUAACUUGCCUCGUUGUUUCGUAAGUUUUUUCUGAUAUGCGCAAUAUCUAGGCGGUCAACUUACCUAUGCUGCUUCCUUUUCUUGGUCUUUCUGAAGAGUUCUUUAGCAGAUUUGUGAGAACUAGAGACUCGAAAUAAUGCAUGAUGCUAUAGCCAUUUCCUCUUCCUGUAAGUCGAUACUUUGGUCAAUGUACUCUUUAUAGAUCCUGGUGGCGAGGCUCCUCGGCCUCGGGAUGCAGUGGUGGAGCAAGUUGCGCUCUCUGUCUUCGAGAUUCUAUGUCUUCGCUACGGCGGCGGCUGGCCAAGAUUGACCUUAGCUCGUGGCAAAGGCGAAGCAGGCGUCGAGGAUAGCCAAGACUCUGCGUGGUGGGAUCAUGUGCCUGGUACUAGCUAAAUCUAGCUGCUACACAACGCAACUGCGAGCACCGUGCGCUGCCGGCGCGACUUUGCCCGGCGUUUGUGGCUAAAACGCACGGCCGCGCCCUAGGUCCUUAAGAUCUAAAUAUGUCUGCUCAAAUAUCGUACCCCCUCUCCCAGGUCGUAGUGAAACGUGGUCGGAGAUGGUCGCCCUUUCAUUUUGCCAAGCGUUUCUGACGCCGGAACGCAGUGUGCGGGUUGCCUACCGCGCAAACGGGUUGAUGUGGCGCCGUGUGCGUGAUUGGGCACUCGACUCGACCUCACCUGUGGACCUGGAGCGCAACGGCUACGACUGCUACUACAGUGGGAGUAUCCGCACUUCGGAACGCUAUCGCUGCCUCCUAUUGUCUUCGCGCUCAAACGCCGACAUAGCAUGUCUCUACUUUCCAUGGAUACUACCAUGGAAUCUCCUGGAAAAAGACGCUGGUGGAGCGGUAGCAGCGAAUGACUCAGGUAGAAGCUGUGACCCGCAAGCAGGUCGUGGAGUAGGUGCAGAAUAUCAAGGUAAUGAAGUGGCAGCAGUUUCUGUAGUGUCGGAUAUUUCUAUUUCAUCUCCGCGCCAACUCAUUCGGUUCUGCAGUCGAUUGUACGACGCGCUAGUUCGUAACCCGGGUGGCAGGGGAAUGGCACAGAGUACGCUUCCUCGUGUGGAGCGAGAACUGCGGAAAAACUUACUUUUAUGCUGACAAAUACACGUAAAAGAAAGUUCUUCAGAAAGAGCUUCUAGUGGGAUAUUGAGACUAAGGCAGCAUGUUCGCCCAUCGGCAACGUCGGUCAAUGCGAAUAAGGUCGUGCUCAGUAGACUUUUAGACGUAGAUCAUGCAUUAGGAGCAUCAGCGCAAAAAAGCUUUUUCGUUGUUAUGAUCGCUUUCAUGAGGCCAGCUAUUGCGAGACGACCGGAUCCUGCACUUCGAAGCACACCCUCUUUUGCAGACAUUGCGUAUUUCUACUCCAGAUUUCUCCAAGAUGCCCUUGCAUACGAGGCAAAGUGUGGCUCGUGCCUGUCUGUCGCGACGGUUGCGCGGCGUCCCUCUUUUGGAUGCUUUCGUGCAGCCUAUGAAGUGGUCUCCAGCGAUAAGCGAUGUUGGAGCAAGAUUUGUUUCAUCUUCAAACUCAAAGGCGGUUCUUCCUGCAGUCGAGGGAACAGGCGAUGGAGGACAGAUUGUUGCGUCUGGAUCAAUAGUAGUGGAUGGCGUUGAAGACCUUGGAGAUAAGGCUCAGUUCCAAGAAAAGCCUACUAGUGCCGAGAACGCUUCAGGACCAGAGGGGCCUUUCAAAUUCCAGUUAAAGUACCACAAAAACAGUACCGCUUGGGGAAUACAAAUGCAGCGGCACAGCGCAGUCGCCAGCUGGCUCGGUAAACACGCUCGUGUGCAGCAUAUUGUGUCUGGUGACAUCAAGGGGACGAUGAGGAAAGGCAUGGGUCGGUCGACUGGACAUGUGAGCGAAAAGUCGCGUGACAGAGCGAAAUGGAGAGCUGCAAAAAGUUCGUCUAUCAUCGCGCACGAUCCACUCAAGGACGGAACCUCUAAUCGAGUGGAGGCGCUCGAUGCCCUGUACCUGAAUUCCUUGCGGGUAUUGUGUUGUGAAACGAGUUCGUCCUGGCUGCGAUUUCUGCUUGACCUUGCACCAAAAACAUCGGCACAACAGCAAAUUAACAGCAACACUAUGAUCGAGUCUACUCAAGAACAGCAGCAACGAGGAAGGGUGCAGCUUGAUGUCUCUGCUGCGAAACGGAUUAUUCUACUCGCAGCCAGCGAUAUCGCAUUGACAGGGUCCUUGAUCUCGGACUUAUCCAGUCGAAUUGACGCCAUGCCAGAGCCCCUGGCCGACGAAUUACUCGACUUCAUUUGGGUAAAAGUUUGACUUUUUUGCCGAGAAGUAAUUUAUUCUUAAAGGCCAUAACUAUUCCUAAGUACUUGCUAACAAAAUCUACUUGACACUCGAUUUAUAUAAUCGUUGAUAUAUCCGAGAAUUUUGAAGCUGCUAAGGAAGACUAUUGAUACACGAGCUGACUAUCACUAGACGAGUUGAUGUGAAAGGCACAUGAGACUGUUGAUUAAACAUGAAAGAAAUGUAGAACACUCAAUAUUCCGAAAAAUGAGC